Populus nigra (black poplar) is the source of this 1622-nucleotide messenger RNA. Its product is annotated as AT-hook motif nuclear-localized protein 14-like. Lineage: Eukaryota; Viridiplantae; Streptophyta; Magnoliopsida; Malpighiales; Salicaceae. The record is from RefSeq and is a predicted model, not a curated record. The transcript has 6 exons. Bases 156 to 1253 code for a protein of 365 amino acids. Gene Ontology annotation, molecular function: minor groove of adenine-thymine-rich DNA binding.
AAAAAUCAAGAAAUCUGAAAAUUCCUUUUUCUCUCACUCCUUAAAUAAAAACCCUAAAAUACUCUCGAAUCCAAAUAAAAAAAAAUCAAUUCCUUCAAAAUCAAUUUUUUUUUUAAAAAAUCUCUCUCUCUAAAAAAAAGAAAAAAGAAAAAAAAAUGGAACUCAACGACCCACGCCAGCAGCAGCAACACCACUUCACCUCUUACUUCUCCUCCACUCCCACCACCACCAACACCCCAUCACCCCCCAAUGGCCUCCUGCCACCUCAUCACCCCACAGACUCAACCACCCCUACCGGGUCCCACUUGCUCUACCCUCAUUCAAUGGGACCCUCAACCACGGCUACAGUGACAGGAGGAGGAGCACCAGUGGAGGCAACAUCAGCAAAGAGAAAGAGAGGGAGGCCCAGAAAGUAUGGGACUCCUGAGCUGGCUUUGGCUGCCAAGAAAACGGCUACAUCUGCUUCUGUUGCUGCGUCCAGAGAAAGGAAGGAACAACACCAAGCUGGUUCUUCUUCCACUACCUCCUCUUUUUCAGGCUCUUCUUCCAAGAAAUCUCAACAUGUUCUUGGCACUGCUGGGCAUGGUUUUACACCACAUGUUAUUACUGUAGCUGCGGGUGAGGAUGUUGGCCAGAAAAUCAUUCAAUUCCUGCAACAAAGCACACGUGAAAUGUGUAUUCUAUCUGCAUCUGGUUCAGUCAUGAAUGUAUCUCUUCGCCAACCAGCAACUUCAGGAGGCAACAUUUCAUAUGAGGGCCGAUUUGAGAUCAUUUCUCUGUCUGGAUCUUAUAUACGUACUGACAUGGGAGGAAGAGCAGGUGGCCUCAGUGUAUGCCUUUCUGAUUCAAAUGGCCAGAUCAUUGGAGGAGGAGUUGGUGGACCUCUAAAGGCUGCUGGCCCUGUGCAGGUCAUUGUCGGUACUUUUGUGCUUGACAACAAGAAGGAUGGUAGUGGAAAAGGUGAUGCAUCUGGCAGCAAGCUUCCAUCACCAGUUAAGGCAUCAGUACCAAGUUUUGGCUUCCGCUUACCAGUUGAAUCUCCUGUGAGGAAUCCAGCGAGGGGAAAUGAUGACCUUCUUACCGUAGGUGGAGGCAAUCCAUUUACAAUGCAACCUUCCACUAUGCAUUUAUUAUCUGCAAGAACCAUGGAUUGGAGGAGCAGUCCAGAUGUCAGAACAACUGCAGGUUAUGAUUUUACAGGAAGGACAGGUCAUGGAGGAUCCCAAUCUCCGGUAAACGGUGACUAUGAUUGACUUCCAGAUUACAGAUUGGUUGACUUUUGAAGCACUGUUUUGUCGUCUAUCUUCAAUCCCAGGUACAUCGACCAGAGAAAAUGCAUGCACAACCUUUUGCAACCUUCGUGGAGUGCCGGAUGGUAUUCUGUACAGUUUAGCCACACUCUCUAUACUCCUUGCUAGCUCGUGGUCCAAAAUUAGAAGUGUUAGCCUUAGUUUUAUGCUCAUGCACUCAGUUGCAACUCUUUUUUUUUUUUUUUUCUUUUUUUGUUCGCAUACUGGAGUUACUGGCUGAUUCCUGUUAACAUUGAAUUAAGAUUCAACUGAGAACCUGGCAUCAAAUGACAAAAGUUCCGCCAAUUGAGAUAAUUAUACUCGUUCUGGAUU